ACUUAUUUUCCCAAAUUUAUCUUUUCUGAUAAAUAGAUCACAUUACCAGUUAUUAUGGAAACAUGAUCCCAAAUGUUCAGUAAUGGGAGAAAAAUUAAAUUGCAGUUAUUGUAAACUUGAGUUUUAUGGACUAAAGGCUGUAUACACAAUGUGUGCAAAUAUUUGAUGGAUGAAUAAGAGAAAUAGUAGUUUUCAAAAUAGUUAAUAUUCUGAGAAAAUGCAUAUUGUAUAUGGAAAAAAAAUUAGAGCAUUAACUUGCCUAGGGAAAAUGAUCCUAGUUUUGUAUGAACUUAUAAAAAUGGCAAAAAAAUAAUGAGUAUUAAUAUCUUGCUGUCAGCCCUAGGCAAUGUGAGCUAGAAUUGCAGUUUAUUAUUUUCUUCAAGGCGAUUUUCUGAAAUUUACAGAAUUCAUUUGAAAUAGAGAAAAAGUAAAAGAAAAAAAUAAAAGGUGAGAAAUCCUUAAGAAGUAAAGUCCUGUAAUAACCAGUAAGGGAAAAUUAUAUAGAGAUUGGGUCAAGAUGGCAGACUGAUGACAUUUCUCCCUUCCUACUGCAAAUCCUUGUAAAUGACAGGAAACGCAUGUUUAUGUAUAAAGAAUAACUACAUAAGGUAUUGGAGGGAAAAAAAAAGACAAAUUCCUGGAAGAUGGAAAGCAGAUGGAGCGGGGGCACUGACAGGUUGGAGGUGGAGGUGAGCACAAGAGUUUAGGGCCCUGAAUUGGAGAGGAGGAGGAGGUGGCAAUGGAGGGGAGGGGUAUAGGCCUAGCAGCUACACAUUUGGGAAAGGGGCGGGAUCUGAAGAACAGGAGGACCUCCCAGGCUCAAGGCAGUGGUGGGCUCGAGAAGUGAGGUGGGGCAGGCAGUGUUUGGCAGGAAGGGGAGGCUUCUCCCCUGGCAGGAAGCUGCGCUACGGAAGGAGGGAGGAGACUGCUGCAGCAGUAGCUACUGGUGGGAGCCUAAUGUGGCAGAGGGGCUGCCGACACCAACACGGAGGCUGAGGGCCCCCAAAAGGAGUGCUGGAGGUACCACCGCCAUCCUCCUCGCCCACCCCUCUGCCCUCCUGACGCGAUCCUCGCCUACGGGGGGUCUUCCCCUCCCAGCACUUGCAAGCUGCCGGCUCAUCGCCUGCCAAUCCUCCUUGGACACAGGCUCACCGCAAAAGAAGCUGCGAGGUGUCCGAUUUGGGCACUUGAGGCCCUAGAUCCGGGGCGGUGGACGCCAGGCAAGACAUGAAAACCGCCAACUCACAGGAGGCCGAAGGGCAACAAACCAGGGCAGUUGCAGGACGGGCCACUGGGUGUGCAAACAUGACGAAGAAAAAAGCCUCCCAAAAGAAGCAGAGAGGCAGACCUUCGUCCCAGCCCCGCAGGAACAUCGUGGGCUGCAGAAUUUCACACGGGUGGAAGGAAGGCGAUGAGCCCAUCACCCAGUGGAAAGGAACCGUUCUGGAUCAGGUGCCUAUAAAUCCUUCUCUUUAUCUGGUGAAAUAUGAUGGAAUUGACUGUGUCUAUGGACUGGAACUUCACAGAGAUGAAAGAGUUUUGUCUCUUAAAAUUCUUUCUGACAGGGUGGCAUCAUCUCAAGUCAGUGAUGCAAACCUUGCAAAUACCAUAAUUGGUAAAGCUGUGGAACAUAUGUUUGAGGGUGAGCAUGGUUCUAAGGAUGAAUGGAGAGGAAUGGUCUUAGCCCAAGCACCUAUCAUGAAAGCCUGGUUUUAUAUUACCUAUGAGAAAGAUCCUGUCUUGUACAUGUACCAGCUUCUAGAUGAUUAUAAAGAAGGAGACCUCCGUAUCAUGCCAGAGUCCAGUGAGUCUCCUCCAGCAGAGAGGGAGCCAGGAGGAGUUGUAGAUGGCCUGAUAGGUAAACAUGUGGAGUAUACCAAAGAAGAUGGCUCCAAACGGAUCGGCAUGGUCAUUCACCAAGUGGAAGCCAAACCUUCUGUGUAUUUCAUCAAGUUUGAUGAUGAUUUCCAUAUCUAUGUCUAUGAUUUGGUGAAAAAGUCCUAACUGUUAGGGUGAACUUUGCCACAUUUGUGGAAACAAGUGUGUACUUUGUAGACAUGCAAAAUAAUGUUACUUUUCAGUGUAUCGAAAGCUUAAGGGUCCCUGUUAAUUCGACAUCUUUGCCAGCAUAACUAUUGUUUUGUUCUGAAAAAUACAAAUUUGUGUGGACAUGA
Molecule: messenger RNA, 2174 nt
Organism: Sus scrofa (pig)
Lineage: Eukaryota; Metazoa; Chordata; Mammalia; Artiodactyla; Suidae
Source: RefSeq, a predicted model, not a curated record